Aureobasidium musti is the source of this 1539-nucleotide messenger RNA. NCBI's taxonomy places the organism in Eukaryota, Fungi, Ascomycota, Dothideomycetes, Dothideales, Saccotheciaceae. The record is from the annotation of a GenBank genome assembly.
AUGACACGGCUACGGCUGGUCGGUUGGCCGCUGCUCACACCAGGAUUGAGCGAGCAGGCAUCGAUAUGCACUCGAUGCGCCAGGACGCUGGGACAGAAGCAGACAAUCGCACAACGACUAGCCACAUCGGCAACCCUCACACCAAGGCGACACAUAUCGGGCUCACGGUCCGUCAGGCAGACGGCGCAAGAGUUGGAUGGACGAUAUUUUUGGGCCAAUGGCGCCGAGUCGAGGAUGGCCGGUAUACGCUCCAACUGGACAGAGGCCACCAAGGCAGAGAAACAUAAGACUGCUGCUUCGGCCAUAUCACAGGCUGAGAGCAUUACAACCACAACGACGACACAGCAACAGCCUCUCGACACACCCUCCACGCGGCCACGGCGGCGACGACAGACAGCUCCCGAUGGUCUUGUACCAGAGCUACCACCUGAUGCCUCGAGUGCUCUGUCCAGCAUUGCUGCUCAGGCCGCCCCUACCUCUUUGCGCCGUCGCAUGGCCACCUACCUCGCCCUCACCAAGCCACGCCUGGCUUUCCUCGUCGUCCUCACCACCACCGCCUCAUAUUCGCUAUACCCUGUACCCUCUCUCCUCUCCACUGCAGCUACCCACACUCCCUCUCUGAGCAGCUUGACCCUGCUGUUUCUCACCACCGGCACAUUCAGCACAAUCGCAUGUGCGAAUACGCUGAACAUGCUGUUCGAAACUAACCACGAUGCCAAGAUGACUCGCACCCGCAACAGACCCCUGGUGAGGAGACUAGUGAGCCCUCGAGCUGCUGUACUGUUCGCUCUGGCUGCUGGUGCUACGGGUACUGCCAUCUUGUGGUAUGGUGUCAAUCCGACCACCGCUAUGCUGGGUGCCGCCAAUGCCGUGCUAUACGCCUGCAUCUACACUCCUCUCAAGCGCAUACAUCCCGUCAACACUUGGAUUGGUGCUAUAGUCGGUGGCAUCCCGCCAUUAAUGGGAUGGUGCGCCGCCGGCGNNGGACACUACAUAACCUCUUCAUCACCACAAUCGCUCGCCGACGAAGCUUCGGCUCUUCUCUUUAGUCCAGCAUCUGCAGGUGGCUGGCUACUAGCUGCUUUACUCUUUGCCUGGCAGUUCCCUCAUUUCAACGCUCUUUCCCACCCGAUCCGCCAUGAAUACUUUGCUGCUGGUUACCGUAUGCUGGUAUCUUUGAAUCCGCGCAUGAAUACUCGAGUUGCGUUGCGCUAUUCUCUGCUUAUGUUCCCCAUCUGCAUUGGCCUUAGCUAUGUCAACGUCACAGACCGUUAUUUCGUGCUCACCUCUUCAGCGAUCAAUGGCUGGAUGGCCUAUGAAGCAUUCCGCUUCUGGCGCAGUGGAGGUGGAGAAUCCAAGACUGCGGUCUUGACGGCCAGAGGUCUGUUUUGGGCGUCUGUGUGGCAUUUGCCGUUGGUUCUUGUGUUGGCUAUGGCACACAAANAGGGGCUUUGGGAUGGUGUUGCCAGAAGUGUCAAGGGUAUGCUAGGGUAUCCUGACGAAGAUGAGGAGUGGGAGUGGGUGGAUGAGGAUGAGUAG